Messenger RNA from Dichomitus squalens LYAD-421 SS1, 2609 nucleotides. RefSeq lists its product as uncharacterized. Gene Ontology annotation, biological process: regulation of translational fidelity. NCBI's taxonomy places the organism in Eukaryota, Fungi, Basidiomycota, Agaricomycetes, Polyporales, Polyporaceae. Gene Ontology annotation, molecular function: Ser-tRNA(Ala) deacylase activity; nucleotide binding. The record is from RefSeq and is a predicted model, not a curated record. The transcript is spliced from 7 exons. Bases 97 to 1629 code for a protein of 510 amino acids.
ACGAAUGCCGAUGCCCGAUGAACGGUCUGUUUAAGAUCUACCGUUGAACCUGUAUCCCCCGUAGAAGACGAGAAGAAACCUCGAGCAUCGAUAGACAUGGCCACAGCGACGCUCUCGCCGCCCUCGGUGACCCCGCCGACAUACCACCGGAUCGUCUCGCCGACUUUGACCAUCCCCUCGGACCCGCUCAAGCCGAUCCCGGUCGGGCUCCUCGCGUGCCAGCGCGACCCCCUCCUACGCGAGCUCACAACGACCGCCGUGAGCUGCCGCGAGUCCCCAGCGGCGGCCCCACCUUCCAACGGACGGGAGAACAAGAAGAAGAAGAAGGCUGCCCCCGCGCCGACGGCACCGCUGCUCGAGAUCAUACUGCAUGAUACCAUUAUCUUUCCCGAGGGCGGGGGACAGCCCUCCGACGUCGGGAUCCUGACGAGCUCUGAUGGGGAGCUGUGGGACGUCAUCGAGGCGCAGCGGCAUGGCGGCCAUGCCGUCCACUACGUCCGCUUGAAGCCUGAACAGAAGGUCGAGCAUGCUCUGCAGAUAUUCGCCCCUGGCGCCCUGGUCGGUGUCGCUUUGGGGGAAGAGGGCUACAAACGUAGGCUAGAUCACGCAUGCAUGCACACGUCUCAACAUCUGCUCUCCGCCGUGCUUGAGAACAAGCUUAACCUCCCCACGCUCGCGUGGUCGCUCACUGCAUGGCCGACCCCGUCAUACGUCGAGCUCCCACGAGGCAUGAGCCCGGAAGAGAUCGCUUCUGCGCAGGAAGAAUGCAACAGGCUCGUAUUUGAGGGCCUGAGUGUCCACGUCGAGGUCGAGGAGCUGCACGAUGACAACAAGCAAUACGACACGCCAAGCGUCGGCAUCCCAGACGACUACACCGGCGGCGUGAAGCGAACAGUCGUGAUUGACGGCGUCGACCGAAACCCAUGCUGUGGGACGCACGCCCCGACGAUCCACAACCUCCAGCUCUUCAUCCUCCCCCAGAUCGAGACCCUCGCGCGGUCCUCCACCUCCUCCGCCCGGGUCUACUUCCUCGCCGGGCCGCGGCUCAUCGCGCACCUCACCUCGUCGCACACCCUCCUCGCGAGCACGGCGGCGAUCAUGAGCUGCGGCGCGCCGCAGGUGCCCGAGCGUGUGCAGCAGAUCGUCGACGAGCGCAGGAAGGCGACCAAGCGCGUCGAGGACCUCGAGGCGGAGCUCGCCGCGUCCGUCGCGGAACGCCUCCUCUCCUCCGUGGCCCGUAAGGCUGAGGGCGAGAACGAAGGUGGCUCGUUGGUGCUGCACGAGCACAGGACGGACGACUCCGUGAACGCGCUUGCGUUCUUGUCGGCCAUCACGCAAGCGUUUGCGAACAAGAUCGGGGAAAGGGAGAAGAGCGGGGAGAAGGCACCGCGAUUCUUGCUUGUGCUAUCUUCGUCGCCGUCUGCGCAGACGAGUGCGAGCACUACCGUCGUGCUUAUCUUCGGGUCGGAUGACAAGAAGGCGAAGGAGGUCGGGGACGAGCUGAAGGGUAAGCUGAACGUCAAGGGUGGCGGCAAGGGCACGCGGUGGAGUGGGAAGUUUACCGGGGUGUGGAAGGACGGUCGGGAGGGCGCGGUGGUGGCAAGCAUUAUCGACUCCGUGAGGAUGUGAUGAGGCGGAUGAUGGAGAUAGGCAUUGAAUAAUUACUGUUGUGCUAUGCGCUAUAGAUCAUAACCCGAACGAACAUCAGGAAAAUACACAUGUCUAUACUACAACAAACCAAAGUGCAUGCACGAAGGGAUGAUUAUGUGAUGCGAAUCCAGAAUAUGCGGCCUAUUACUUCGGCGCAGUGGACCUAUGCCGGGGAGCUUGGAUGCUUCCGGAGCUCUCUCCUCUGUCGCUAUACACCGCCGCAUCGUCGGUCUCCGGCAACUCUCCGCUCAUGGUCAGACCCUCCACCUCCGAGAGGCUGUCGGACGCGCCGUCGCUCAGUCCCCAAUUCUCAUCCUCCAUCCUGACAUUUGCCGCCUCUUCUUCCCACAGAUCAUCUUCGUCAGCAUCCAUCUCUGCCUCGGCACCCACAGAGAUGCUAUCCUCGAUGUCCAUGUCGUCAAAGACAGAGUCAGUCUCCAUGAAGCCGUCCGAGUCGAAGAACCCGUCAUCCUCAUCAUCUUCCUCGUCGUCGCCCGGAACGUAGUCGCCGUCAGAGGACUCGUUGUCCGAGUCUGACGGAGGCUUGAGGCUGGAGAAGAUGCGCCUGCACGACGGGCAGCUGCCGUGCCUUCCGCGGAUCCAUUCCACCAAACAAGCUUUGCAGAAGAUGUGUCCGCAACCGACCAGCUUGGUGACCCCAGCCAGGUCGUCGGAGUCAGGGGCGGGGUCCCCUCCGAGCUCUUCCCGCGUCUUGCCAUCCAGGAUUGAAUCAAAGGGGUUGAGGCAUAUGGGACAUGGGUCGUCAGUGGGUAUCUGCUCCUUUGUAAGGGAAGGUAAUCGAGAAAUGGCGAGCUGUAUGCGCUCUUGGACGGUGAGAUGGGCCUCGGCAAUGUCCAUGGCUCUUGUACGCUCGGGCGUUCCAAGGGAUGUCGUAAGCAACAGAGUAUGUUGUGAAGCAGAGUAUAGACUGUAGCACCGCUCAAAAGUGCGUCAUGAAC